This is a messenger RNA of Hippocampus comes (tiger tail seahorse), 2647 nucleotides long. RefSeq names its product platelet and endothelial cell adhesion molecule 1b (gene pecam1b). Gene Ontology annotation, molecular function: transmembrane signaling receptor activity. The transcript is spliced from 12 exons. Gene Ontology annotation, biological process: cell surface receptor signaling pathway; immune response. The coding region runs from base 120 to 2219 and encodes 699 amino acids. NCBI's taxonomy places the organism in Eukaryota, Metazoa, Chordata, Actinopteri, Syngnathiformes, Syngnathidae. Gene Ontology annotation, cellular component: external side of plasma membrane. The record is from RefSeq and is a predicted model, not a curated record.
AGGUAGAGCGCCACCUUCGUGCCACCACGCCCACCAACCACAUGCCAGCACCCAUCCAAGGCCAUUAAUGUCCAGGACCAUCGGCCAGAGCAGGAUCACUGAAGAACUCCUCAGACGCCAUGGGCCGCUUUCUGCUUCUGUUAACCUGCACGCUCGUAUCCAACUACCUCCAUCCAUGGAGAGGGGCCGGCGCACAGUCCAUGUUCACUAUAAGGGACAUCAGCAUCUCACUUGAGCCCGGGGACAACGUGAUGCGGGGCACCAAUGUGACUGUGCGCUGUGAGGCGUUGGUCAGCAGCUCAGGCGCAGGGCCACUGAGUCGCGAGUACACAAUCUACAAGGACGGCGUCACUGUGUACACAAAGACUACCAGCAGCUCCAGCGACCUCCUGUACCGUCUUCCUGACGCCCGAGUGUCCAACACGGGCAAGUACAAGUGUAAGCUCAACAUCGAAGGCAGGAAGGUGACCAGCGAGGCCAAGAAACUCACAGUCACGGGUUUGUCUACACCCCUGCUUCAUUUGAACAAUGCUGUUGUCAGUGAAGGGGAAGAGCUAACAGCCAGGUGCACAGCGCCGGGAGAAACAGGGUCUAUCAUUUUCUACUUCUAUGAUGACUCGAAGGAGAUCCUAGAGGACAGGGUCAACUCCAACCAGUCCGAAGUCAAGCUUCGCUUCAAUGAUGUUGGCAUCCACAAGAUGAACUGUUCCUACACCGUCCUGGUGACACCAUUCUUCUUCAGGUCUGACAAAAGCAACUCUGUCACCGUUUCGGUCAAAGAGCUUUCCAUUACACCAGUUUUGGAGAUUUUCCCUUAUAGCAAUAUCUACGAAGGAGACAGACUUGACAUUAUGUGUACCGUGAGAAGCCUCAUGGCCGACAUGCAUGGAAACGUUCACCUCUACCUGAGCCGUGGGACACAGCUUCUCAGCAGGGGGGACACUAAUGUCAACCACAGCAUGAUUGCAUUGGCCAAGGACUCCGAGGAGUUCGAGUGCAGACUGGAGAUGGGAAAUGUUGUGAAGGUGGAUACGAAAAAGAUUUUGGUGACUGAACUGUUUUCAGUGCCUACUCUCACCAUGUCUCCAAGCGAAGUCUUUCAAAAGGAGUAUAUGACUCUGAGCUGCAAAAGUGACACUUUUGCUUCAGAGAGGAUCCGCAGGGACCAGUUGACAUAUAGUUUGGAUCCACCAGAGAGCCUCUUGAUCCCGAAGAGCUCUGGCGUGUUUUCUGGCAAAGCUCCAGUCUACGAUUUCAACUACACCUGCAUCGCUCAAGCCAAGGGCAUUAGGAAAUACAGCAGACCGUUGACGGUCCGUCCUAAAGUAACUGUGUCAACGCCAAAGAUCUCAGUGGUUGGCAGCGCGGUGCUGGGACGUCCCUUUAAGGUCCUGUGUAAGUCGGACUUUGGCAGCCUGCCCAUAAACUACACUUUGCUGAAAGACUACGACCAGCUGAGCAUGGCCAUUGUAAAAAUGCCACUUGAACAGGCUCUGUUCACCGUCACGAUCCAUCAGCCCGGCGAAAUAAACAAGUUCAUGUGCGAGGCCAAGAACAGUCAGAAGGACGCGCCGCUCAGCAAAAGACUGGAAGCUAUUGUUGUUGUGCCGCUAUCUCAUCCGACGCUCACAGUCAUCCCCGUCUUGCCGGAAAUUGCGGAGGGAGAUCAUCUGUUCCUGAUCUGUGGUGUGAAAGGCACCCCGCCGAUCACCUUCAAGUGGUAUCGAGAUGACAACAGAAGCCCGAUCUUCACCACCACCACAGACAUGAACAAUACCGACUACCAGAUUCAAGCUCUGGCUAAAGAUGACAGUGGCACCUAUUACUGUGAGGCCAUCAAUCACGCCAAAAAUGUGGUCCGCAGCGCACCGGUCACCAUAGUAGUGCGCCUGGCCCUCUGGAAGAAAGCCGUUAUUGUAGGCUUCUGUCUGCUCCUGGUGUCGGUGCUGGUGGUGGUGUUUGUGCUGUGCAUCAGGUCCAAGAGAGGUAAAAGGGAAGCAGCUGCUGAAUUGUCAGUAAAGCCUUCGAGCCCUAAAUCAGAUGACUCUUUAACAGUGAGGCUAACCCACGACACAGAGGUUAAUAAUGCAGCCCCAGACGGAGUGCCACACUAUGAUGGCAUGGAGGGGAGGGUGACCAAUGGGACACGAGCUAGCGCGGUGUCGCUUCCCACUGACACCAGCAACAGGAGCAGCUUCAGUAUUCCAGCCACAGUGUAGAGAUGCCCUGCUCUGCAAGGGGCGGGAAGUCACUAAAAGAGAAAACACACACACACACACAAAAACAAUGUUAAUGAUUCACCAAAAAGGAACAAUUUUAGAUCAUUUUUCCAUGUAGGGGGAUUUGUUACAAGAGAAAUGACUCGCCUCCUGCUGCUCCCUCUCCCCUCCCCCUGCAAUCUAGAUGGCCUGUGUUUGUUGUCUAUUUUUUAUUUCUCAUUUUAUUUAACAUCACCGUCUUUGUCCUGUGUGCUUCUUUGUAUGCCAUGCGUCUACAGGUGCAUGUUUUUACAAUGUUGCGAGCAUCAUUGUUGAGUGAUUUUUUUCAGAACCCUUUUAUCACCGUCAUAGGACAUGUGUGUGUAUAUUUUGGUUCAUAUCUCGACUUUGCUCAAAUCAUUUUAGAAUAAAUAAAUUGGUUCUAUUUA